Molecule: messenger RNA, 1488 nt
Organism: Elephantulus edwardii (Cape elephant shrew)
Lineage: Eukaryota; Metazoa; Chordata; Mammalia; Macroscelidea; Macroscelididae
Gene: NLE1
Product: notchless homolog 1 (Drosophila)
Exons: 13
Coding region: 22-1488 (488 amino acids)
Biological process (GO): ribosomal large subunit assembly; Notch signaling pathway
Cellular component (GO): nucleolus
Molecular function (GO): protein binding
Source: RefSeq, a predicted model, not a curated record
UCCUCCACGUGGGGACGCAGGAUGGCGGCGGCGGCGGUGUCAGUGGCGGUAGCAGCGGCUGCGCCUGACAUGCAGAGGCUACUAGUGCAGUUCCAGGAUGAGGGCGGGCAGUUGCUGGGUGCCCCGUUCGACGUACCGGUGGACAUCACCCCGGACAAGCUGCAGCUCGUGUGCAACGCGCUACUGGCCCAGGAGGAUCCCCUGCCGCUGGCCUUCUAUGUCCAUGAUGCUGAGAUUGUGUCCUCUCUGGGGAAGACGCUGGAGUCUCAGGCAGUGGAGACAGAGAAGGUCCUCGACAUCAUCUAUCAGCCUCAGGCUAUCUUCAGGGUCCGAGCCGUGACCCGCUGCACCAGCUCCUUGGAGGGUCACAGUGAGGCUGUCAUUUCCAUAGCUUUCAGCCCCACAGGAAAGUACCUGGCCAGUGGCUCCGGGGACACCACUGUGCGCUUCUGGGAUCUCAGCACUGAGACGCCACAUUUCACAUGCAGAGGUCACAGACAUUGGGUGCUUAGCAUAUCCUGGUCCCCAGACGGCAAGAAGCUGGCUUCUGGCUGCAAGAAUGGCCAGAUUCUCCUGUGGGACCCAAGCACUGGGAAGCAGGAGGGCAGGCCCCUCGCCGGCCACAGCAAGUGGAUCACGGGCCUGUGCUGGGAGCCCCUCCAUAAGAACCCCGAAUGCCGCUACUUGGCCAGCAGCUCCAAGGACGGCAGUGUGCGGGUGUGGGACACGAUGGCAGGCCGCUGUGAGCGCAUCCUCACUGGGCACACACAGUCGGUCACCUGCCUCCGGUGGGGAGGGGACGGGCUGCUUUACUCCGCCUCCCAGGACCGCACCAUCAAAGUGUGGAGAGCUCACGAUGGUGUGCUGUGCCGGACGCUGCAAGGCCAUGGCCACUGGGUGAACACCAUGGCGCUCAGCACUGACUAUGCUCUACGCACUGGGGCCUUUGAGCCCGCCGAGGCCUCUGUUAACGCCCAAGACCUCCAAGGGUCCUUGCAGGAGCUGAAGGAGAGGGCUCUGAGUCGGUACGACCUCGUACGGGGUCAGGGUCCAGAAAGAAUGGUGUCCGGCUCAGAUGAUUUUACCCUAUUCCUGUGGACCCCUGCGGAGGACAAGAAGCCCCUUGCACGGAUGACAGGACACCAGGCCCUUGUCAACCAGGUGCUCUUCUCCCCUGACUCCCGCCUCAUCGCCAGUGCCUCCUUCGACAAGUCCAUCAAGCUCUGGGAUGGCAGGACUGGCAAGUACCUGGCCUCCCUGCGGGGCCACGUGGCAGCUGUGUACCAGAUUGCAUGGUCAGCUGACAGCCGGCUCCUGGUCAGCGGCAGCAGUGACAGCACGCUCAAGGUUUGGGACGUGAAGGCCCAGAAGCUGGCAACCGACCUGCCCGGCCAUGCCGAUGAGGUAUAUGCUGUGGACUGGAGUCCUGAUGGCCAGAGAGUAGCAAGUGGUGGGAAGGACAAGUGCCUGCGGAUAUGGAGGCGAUGA